CAUCGCGGGAAUUCCGUUGCCUUUCUCGACCUUCUGGCCGUAAGAAUUUCCUCGUUUAUCCGCCACUGGAUUUCCAGGCAUGCACAUGACGUGGCGGACGCGCGGAGCGGUCACGGACUCUGACAAGUGGACGGACGCGCGCCGCACGCUCGCUGACCAAGCAGACUCAAUCGCUCCGCGCAAGCAAAUCGUUCUCGUCGCAGGCACGUCGCAGCAUGCGCCUCGAGUCGCUCUGAUUGCUACACAGAAAGACAUCGCCGCCAAUAUAUCGCGUGGCUGCUCGUCGGCCUGAUUGAAGGAUAUGGAUCCAGAGAAUGUGGGCAAAGAAACUAUUGUAAAAGUGGCAGAUUGGUUGCGUGGAAUUUGGGAAAUGAGACGACGUGCCGGUGGACCAGUUCAGCAAUGGAUUGAUUCCAUACCAUCAUCUGCGAAGUCGGAGGAUGUUGCCAUCGCAGGGGAGUGUCAAGAACACAAUCCGAACUGCGAGCACAAAUUGUUAACACCAACCGAGCCUAAGGACAUUCCACUUUCUAAGAACUUAAAGCCUCCAAGUAUGACCGUAUCGGCGCCUAUUAAUGUUCCUAAUUCUUCAGAAAUGAAUACUACAUCGGUAUUACCUAGUUCGCUUCCUCAUCAGAGACUGGCGCGAGACGCGAGCUUUCAGUCGGAUAGCAGUCAUUGCAGCAGCGUCGAGAGUUUACUGGAAUUACGAAGGGCGGAUCCAGCAGCGAUUUUGCUCGAUCUCGGUUUCGGCGGCUCCUCGACCAGUCCACAGGAGAACGGUACAAUUUCUCGCAUUCCUAGAAGGUUCCUACAGCCGUCGUCGUUACGAGGCAUCGCCAUAGAUGAAUUUCUUAAGCAGCAACAGGAGACCACCGAAUCUUUUGAUUCGGUAUCUUUAGGAUAUAGAGGCCUAACAGGAUCGCCAUAUGUAGCCCCAUCGGAAAUUGUACAAAAGAUCAUGGAACGCUUGCGUGAACACGAAAGCCAUGAAACAGAUACGAGUUUGUUUAAUUACGACCAGUACAGUUCAAUGCAGCAAAAUGGAAGGCUUUCCGUGUUGUCUCCUGAUAACAGGCAAUUCUUGGAACAGCCACGUUCCAAAAGUCCCGACAUGCGCAACAAGCGUAUGAUUAUAGGACAAAAGUCAUUUGCUUUCGGACACGAUGGAAAUUUAAUCGAAAUAUCUCCUAAUAACGCGAAAUUUACGCGCGAUACAGAAAAUGAUCACAACAGCUCAUUAGAUGCCGAUGAAUGCGCAGAAUUAAAGCAAUCGUCUCCGGAAGAAAGUACAUUCGAACACCGAUAUCUCUCAAAGUUUGACAGAAAGCUAGCGAAACAAUUGUCAUUUGACGAUACCGUCGAAUUUUCUGAAGCUGAUCAAUUAUCAAAAGAUGAUCGGGGGAGUCAAAGUAGCUUAAAUAUUGCUCAAUGUGGCAUCAACGUAGAUGAUAGAGAACAAGAGUACAAGGCACCAGAUACUACUCCUGAAAAACAUGAAUUUUCUGAUACUCGAAGGGCUAGCGAUGGUUCGUGUGACACUGAAUCCUUUAAGAAUAAAAUACCUUACGGGAGACGAUUUAGUGAUAGCGCGAUGCGCAUUGCUGAUCGUCAAAGCAAAGAACACGCGUUAUCGCAAAAAAGAAGAAGUCUCAAAAGACAGUCUAGAGUAUGUGAUACAAGCGCAAUACAUUAUUGCGAUCUAAGUCCUAUUAGAUCUAGCAUACCAAGUAUAGUAAUAGUAAAACCUAAUGUAGAUAAUGAAGUAUUGAAUGACGGAAAUGAUAGUACAUAUCAGUUAAAUAUACCAAAAUCUUUCGAGUUAACCGAAUGUAAAAGCGAUCUGGAGUUAAAAACGGAAUCUUCAUUUAGUAAAUCUGAUGAUGUACCUUCGCCUUCAAAUAUUAGGGAGUCUAUCAACAGAUUAGAACGUUUUGAAACUGCACAGGAAGAUUCGGCGUCGAGUGAUCAAUCUUGUACAGAAGAUAAUUACGCUUGUUGUUACAAAGGUAAAGUAUGUAAGGAUCGUAAACAUGAUAAAAAUUGUCCGGAUUGUUGUUGUUACGUUGAUAAACGAAAGUAUCGCAAAAAGAUGGCGAAAAUCAUGCAGGAAAAUAAAAGAUUAGAGGAUAUGCUAGCGAGAAGUAGGAGAGAGGUAGCAGAGAUUCGCGAUAUGCUGAGCAGUGUGUUAUCAGUCAGGAUGGAACCGGGAUUUUAGAAAUAGAUAUAGUAGAGCAAUUGCCAAUUUUGGUAAAACUAUCAUAUGUGAUAUAACUGGAUAUGUAUAUUACAAAGAAUUAAGACCUCGUAGAAUUUUGGACUUUCUAUUUUACACUUUGAACUGAUCUAUUUCUUCUACUUGGAAAAGUCAAAUAUUUUCGAAGUUAAUUUUUUGUAGGAAAUUAACAAAAAAUGUUUCUAUAAUGUACAUCUAAGAACAAUCCUUUUAGCAUUUAUUUUACCUCAAAAAAA
Molecule: messenger RNA, 2472 nt
Organism: Monomorium pharaonis (pharaoh ant)
Lineage: Eukaryota; Metazoa; Arthropoda; Insecta; Hymenoptera; Formicidae
Gene: olf186-M
Molecular function (GO): signaling receptor binding
Source: RefSeq, a predicted model, not a curated record